Pleuronectes platessa (European plaice) is the source of this 4832-nucleotide messenger RNA. RefSeq names its product mutS homolog 2 (E. coli) (gene msh2). The transcript has 16 exons. Gene Ontology annotation, molecular function: ATP-dependent DNA damage sensor activity; mismatched DNA binding; ATP binding. Gene Ontology annotation, biological process: mismatch repair; somatic recombination of immunoglobulin genes involved in immune response; mitotic recombination. The record is from RefSeq and is a predicted model, not a curated record. Gene Ontology annotation, cellular component: nucleus; MutSalpha complex. Bases 18 to 2816 code for a protein of 932 amino acids. NCBI's taxonomy places the organism in Eukaryota, Metazoa, Chordata, Actinopteri, Pleuronectiformes, Pleuronectidae.
UGGCGGGAGAUUCCAGCAUGGCGGUGCAGCCGAAGCACAACUUGUCCAUGGACAGCGCGUCCGAGCAUGGCUUCCUCAGCUUCAUCUUCUCCAUGCCGGAGAAACCGGACACCACGUUCAGGAUAUUCGACCGCAACGACUACUACACCGUGCACGGGAAAGACGCCCUAUUCGCGGCGAAGGAGGUUUUCAAGACUAACGGGGUCAUCAAGCAUCUGGGCUCAGGGAGCCGUAAGCUGGAGAGCGUUGUCCUGAGCAAGCUGAACUUCGAGGCCUUCGUGAAAGACCUGCUGCUGGUGCGGCAGUACAGAGUGGAGGUGUACAGGAACCACAGCAAGAGCAGCAAGGAGCACGACUGGAAGAUCGAGUACAAGGCCUCUCCGGGAAACCUGACUCAGUUCGAGGAGAUUCUGUUCGGUGGUGGAACCGGAGCGGUGGGCAGUGCGGGAGUCGUAGCCGUGCGCAUCGCCACAGGAGCUGAUGGACAGCGCGCGGUCGGCGUCGGCUAUGUGGACGCCGCGCAGAGGACCAUGGGAGUGUGCGAGUUUGCAGACAACGAGAUCUUCUCCAACCUGGAGUCCAUGCUCGUCCAGCUCGGCCCCAAAGAGUGUCUCUUAGCCCAGGGGGACAGCAACGCCGACGGCAGCAAACUACGACAGGUGGUGGAGCGUGGCGGCGUGCUGGUCUCUGACAGGAAGAGGUCAGAGUUCAGCAGUAAGGACAUGGUGCAGGAUCUCAACAGGCUGCUGCGAGCCAAGAGAGGAGAGACGACAGCCAGCAGCACGCUGCCCGAGCUGGACAAGCAGGUGGCGAUGUCCUGCCUGGCUGCAGUAGUGCGUUUCCUCGAACUGCUCUCCGACGAGUCCAACUUCAACUCCUUCAGUCUGACCACUCUGGACCUGGGUCAGUACAUGAGGCUGGACAAUGCUGCAGUGACCGCUCUCAACCUCUUCCAGGCUUCACCUGACGACACCAGCAGAAGUCAUUCUCUGGCCGGUCUGUUGAACAAGUGCCGCACCCCGCAGGGCCAGCGUCUCAUCAACCAGUGGAUCAAGCAGCCUCUGAUGGACCGAACCAAAAUAGAGGAGAGGUUGGACUUGGUGGAGAGUUUUGUGUGUGACUCUGAUCUCAGGCACACCUGCCAGGAGGACUUGCUGCGGCGCUUUCCCGAUCUCCACCGCCUGGCCAAGAAGUUCCACCGUCACACAGCCACGCUCCAGGACUGUUACCGCGUCUACCAGGCUGUGACCCAGAUCCCCCCCCUCGCCACGGCCAUCGAGAGAUCCUCAGGCAGCCACCAGGUUCUGCUGGAGGCCGUGUUCGUCUCCCCUCUCAGAGACCUGCACUCCGACUUCAUCAAAUAUCAGGAGAUGAUCGAAACCACUCUGGACAUGAACCAGAUCGAUCACCACGAAUUUCUGGUGAAGGCGUCGUUCGAUCCGGUGCUGAGUGAGCUGAGAGAAAAGAUGGACACGCUUGAUAAGAGCAUGCAGGCAGUGCUGAACAGCGCGGCCAGAGAACUAGGUCUGGACGCCGGUAAGACGGUGAAACUGGAGUCGAACGCGAUACUGGGCUUUUACAUGAGAGUCACCUGCAAGGUCGAGAAGAACCUGAGGAACAACAAGAAAUUCACCACACUGGACGUCCAGAAGAACGGAGUGCGUUUCACCAACAGCAAACUGAGCUCUCUGAAUGAGGAGUACACCAAGAGCAGGGAGGAGUACGAGGAGGCGCAGAACGCCAUCGUCAAAGAGAUCAUCAGCAUCGCCUCAGGCUACGUGGACCCGCUCCAGACGCUGAGCGACGUGAUCGCGCAGCUGGACGCGGUGGCGAGCUUCGCGGUGGCGUCCGUCUCCGCUCCGGUGCCGUACGUGCGGCCUCGCCUCUUGGCCGACGGCUGCAGGCGCAUGGAGCUGCUGCAGGCCAGACACCCCUGCAUGGAGACAGACCCGGACACGGCCUUCAUACCCAACGAUAUCACCUUUGUCCACGGAGAGAAGAACUUUUAUAUUAUAACAGGACCGAACAUGGGAGGCAAGUCCACGUUCAUCCGGCAGGUGGGUGUGAUCGCGCUCAUGGCUCAGAUCGGCUGCUUUGUGCCGUGCGAGAAGGCGGAGCUGAGCGUGGUCGACAGCGUCCUGGCCAGGGUGGGAGCGGGGGACUGCCAGGUGAAAGGCGUGUCCACCUUCAUGUCUGAGAUGUUGGAAAUAGCCGCCAUUCUCCGCUCGGCCACUGAGAACUCUCUGAUCAUAAUCGACGAGCUCGGCAGAGGCACGUCCACGUACGACGGCUUCGGGCUCGCCUGGGCCAUCAGCGAACACAUUGCCUCCAAAAUCGGCGGCUUCUGCCUGUUUGCCACGCACUUCCACGAGCUGACGGCGCUCGCAGCACAUGAGCCCAGCGUUCACAACCUGCACGUCACGGCCCUGACCUCUCACGACACGCUCACCAUGCUGUACAGAGUCAAACCAGGUGUGUGUGACCAGAGCUUUGGGAUCCACGUCGCCGAGAUGGCCUCUUUCCCGCCAUCUGUGGUUGCCAUGGCCAAGGAGAAGGCCGAGGAGCUGGAGGAGUUCCAGGAACCUGCGGGGGGGACGUCGACGCAGGAGGAAGAGCCCGAGGCCAAGAGACGACUGACGGACAAACAAGUGGGGGAAAACCUGAUCCUGACCUUCCUGGAGAAGGCGAAGUCACUUCCUGCCACCAUGAGCGAGGCGGAGCUGAAGGUGGAGCUGAGGAGAAUGAAGCAGGAGCUGGCAGCUAAGAACAACACGUACAUCACAGACAUCCUUUCCCGAUGCGUUAAAACCGUUUGAGGAUCAACAAAGAUUCAUUUCAUGUAUAAAAACAUUGGCACACUAACAUUGUAUAUUUUCCAAUAAAGAAAUAUUCCUGAAUUUGCCAUGAGUUUGUUUUUUUGAGCCAGUUGCUGUGUAAUGGCUGAUUUUCAAGGACAUCUGAUCAACAGCCAGGACGUCAUGUUCCAUGUAAACAACAGUUCUUGGAAUUGUUUUUCUUUAAAAGUGUGUCAGACAAACAUGUUUAUCUUCUGUGGAUGUGAAAGUACACCCUGACCGCUGUGUGUUGGCAGCACCACACUAAAACUAACUCGGUUAGAUGGCGAGCUGUAAUAUAUCCUCCCUCCAUGUCAGCGUUGUCACUGAAACAACUUAAGAGCACGUGGUUUCGGUCUCUGAAAUGAAUGGGGUGGUUGAAAUAAUAGGAACACCUGUCCAAAUAAUACAUUACGAUUACCUGCAGCCUCCAAAAUUGCUUUAUACUCAGUUACUCACAAGAAACAUUAAAGUGACGUUUGUUUUUAUAGCUGCUCUGUGAAUUCAAAUCCAGAUGUUACAUUUUCACCCAAAAUACAGCCUGAUAUUUUCUGUGGUUUUGAAUUUAUCUGACCUGCGUUUGUGUGUCAGCAGGUCAACACAAAAACGACUCAGUCAAUUUCAAUGAAAUUUUAUGAAGGUAUGGAGAAUGACUCAAGGAAGACCCAUUACAUUUUGAUGCGGAGCCAGGAUAUUUUUUAACACUAACAUUUGCAAGCACAUUUAGGGGACGGAGAUUUAUGGCAAUUUGGUGCAGAUCCAAUUUAAAAUCUGGUUCUAGUGAAUUUUAAAUGUGGUUUCAUGAAGUGACUGUUGGGCCGCUCUAUACCAUCCAAUAUUAUUUGCAGUUAAUGUCUUCUGUAAAUUUCCCUUUUUUGCAGAAACCUGACAAAUCACAUUUUAUAGAUCCAACAAUCAAACCAGAGCAAUGAUGGUCCCCUUCAAAACAGGAAUAUGCUCUAGACUUUGAAGAUAUCUUGCUCAGUUGCUUCCUCUGAGAACGAUUAAUAUUUUAAUAUCCCAGGUUUUACAAAGGUCAUGUGAAAAUGGAUUCUGUGAUAAAGGACCAGCUGUGUGAAAUAAAAAAUGAAGCUUUUUUCCUUUCUUCUCAGGAGCUACUGUGCAAUGAAAAUAUUCUGUAACUUAAGUCUGAGCAUUCACAUUAAUAUCAAGUUUCCAAACUCAUGAGGAUCGGCAGAAGUUACUCAACAUGUGAUCACUUUUGUUAACUAAGAUGCUUUAACAGCACCCCAGCUUUGAGUGGUGACUGUAGAAUUUGGAUUUCCAUCACUGCGAGUGUAUUUACGAGACGGACACCUCUGAUCUAAUAAAGUUUUAUUUUCUUAGAAAUGGUCAGUUUCCUGUUUUCUUUUUUUGUCUUUCUAAGAAAGUAUACCCCUUUUUGAAUUCCAACUAGCAUCUACAUAAUGGUUAUUGAAUACUUCACAAUAUAUUAAGUCUAGAUGUUAUGGUACAUGCAUACGAUUCAGGCUGCAUGAGGAGCCACAGUCACCACGAUACACGGGGGAGGGGGGGGAAUGAUGUAGGGGAUAGGGGUACUGCAGAUUGACUCAUCAGUUCCAGUUAAUAGAAGCUCUGGCACCUCCUAUUGGAACCCUCUCCACAAAACACUGACUGCAUCAACUUAUAAACAUAUACACACACACACUUUCACUGUACACAACACACAUUUACACACGCGCAUACACACCUUUAUACAAGUGUGGAGUCCCUCCACCUGCCAUUGAAGCUAAUAUACUGGAGAGGGUAAUUAGUGUUAAACGAGAUUCUCUUUCACAGAAAGAAUUUCACCACUGGGACUUCAGAGUUUCUGCAGUUUCUCUGGGUGUCGGGGAGGGGGGACGCUAACCAAAGAAAAAUAAUAAUUAUAAUAAUAUAUAAUAAAAUAAAAGACAUUCAAAUACAGUCAGCUCUUUGCUUGAAAAUACAAAACUACAUGAGAAAGCAUUGAAAUAAAAUCCAUUGAUCAGAACCUUU